AUGGCUGCUGGGGUUUUAAAUUUAAAAGCAAAGAUGCAUGAAAAAUUAAAAAAGGGUGAUCCUUUUUGUGUUCUAUGCAAUGGGGGAAUACCAGAAACAUAUCAUUUUAUUUUUAAUGACUGUACUUUUACAAAAGCAGUUUGGUUGCCACCAUCUGAUAAUAAUAUGUUAAAUUGGGUAAAAUCAUGGUUCAAUGGUCCUUUGAAUGAAUGGAAGAACCAUUUUAGUAUUAUAUGUUGGGAAAUUUGGAACCAUAGAAAUUCUAUAGUGUUUCAGAAUGCUAAGGCAAAUCCAACUGAAUUUAUAAAGUCUAUCAGAAAAUGUUUAAAUGAUAGGGAGUUAGUUCUGGGAAAAACACCUCUAAAAAAUAAGGUGGGAACUAAAAACAAGAUUUCAAUAUGCAAGGGCCUUGUUGAAUUUAAAAACAACGUUUUCUAUGUUGAUGCGGCUUUUGAUGAAUCAGAUGGUUCUUAUGGUUUGGGAUUAACUCUUUGUAAAGAAAACAAAAUUGCUAAAAUUAAAGUCUUUGUAGGAAAUACAACAAGUUCCUCAGCAGCGGAAGGAUUAGCUGUAAUGAAAGCGGUAGAAUGGGAGAAAGAGCUUAAUGAAACAUAUGUGAAGAUAAGAUCAGAUUGUAUGGAUGUUAUAAACUUUUUGAAUAGAAGGCAGGCGAACUAUGACUGGAGGACAAGGAAGAUUUUGAAUGAUGUCCUUUGUUUUUUGGGUAAUGAUGUCUUGGUAGAUUUUAAAUAUGUAAACAGGGUUGAUAAUAGCGAAGCAGACAAAUUAGCUAAAUGGAACCGUGUAAAGAAAGUUUUUUUGUUGAAACAAACUCCCAACAUAAUAUUUUGA
Molecule: messenger RNA, 852 nt
Organism: Papaver somniferum (opium poppy)
Lineage: Eukaryota; Viridiplantae; Streptophyta; Magnoliopsida; Ranunculales; Papaveraceae
Exons: 1
Coding region: 1-852 (283 amino acids)
Molecular function (GO): nucleic acid binding; RNA-DNA hybrid ribonuclease activity
Source: RefSeq, a predicted model, not a curated record